Cetraspora pellucida is the source of this 342-nucleotide messenger RNA. NCBI's taxonomy places the organism in Eukaryota, Fungi, Glomeromycota, Glomeromycetes, Diversisporales, Gigasporaceae. The record is from the annotation of a GenBank genome assembly.
AUGUCUUGUGAAGCACCUCUAAAUCGAGAUAUUGGAGAACGCGGAUGGGAUUGUUUUAGUUUUAUCGAAAUUUCAGGAGGCCCAACAAACCCGGUUUUGAAACACGUUAAGAAAGAUACAGAAAAAUUGAUCAAAGAAGCUACGUUCUGUCUAAUAGAUAAAAGCGUGGAGCUCACUAAAAGUAUAUCAACAUAUAUGUGCGAACUAAUAAGACAAAAUAAUGAGCCGAAAAUAUUAACACUCUCAAAUUCAAACGAGAACGUUCCAAAAAGUACGAGAAUGGUUAUGGUCUCAAAUAAAAUUGCAGCGUGGAAAAACAUAGAAAUAGCAGAAGAGGAAUGA